Messenger RNA from Yamadazyma tenuis ATCC 10573, 1359 nucleotides. NCBI's taxonomy places the organism in Eukaryota, Fungi, Ascomycota, Pichiomycetes, Serinales, Debaryomycetaceae. The record is from RefSeq and is a predicted model, not a curated record.
GGUGGAUAAAUACAAUUUUUUCUCCGUUGAAAAAAAACAGUUGGUCUAAUUUUUCUUUUCAAACUUUAACCUCACUCUUAGGUUAUAAUAUUAUUGCUCUUUUGACCAUUGUAUGGGAUUAUUGCUGGCAUAUUUACUAACUCAUACCGUUUAUUACCUUCAGAAAAAAUUCAGAUCCCUCAACAGAAAAAACACGUCUACUAUUAGCAUGGAAAAAUCUUCUUACUCCGGACCAAGUUCCAUAGUGAACUCAGCACCUGUGUCCAUCUUCUCCUAUUGUGCUUCAUCUAUCUUGAUGACUUUGACUAAUAAGUUUGUCUUAUCUGGAGACUUCAACUUGAACUUUUUCCUCUUGGCCAUUCAAUCCGUUACUUGUAUUGUGGCUAUUAGUACUUUGAAAUCCCUUAAUAUCAUUACUUACAGGCAAUUCAACAAGGAUGAAGCCAAAAAAUGGUUCCCUAUUGCUGCUUUAUUGGUGGCCAUGAUCUAUACUGGAUCUAAGGCCAUUCAAUACUUGAGUGUUCCAGUUUAUACCAUCUUCAAGAAUUUGACCAUUAUUUUGAUUGCUUAUGGUGAAGUAUUGUGGUUUGGUGCAAAGGUCACUCCAAUGACCUUGGGUUCUUUCUUCUUGAUGGUCCUUUCUUCUGUCAUUGCUUACUAUGGUGAUGCUAAAGGAGUACCUGCUGGUGACCUUUUCGAGUUAUACUUGGGAUACUUCUGGAUGUUUGUCAACUGUUUUGCUGCUGCUGCCUUUGUUUUAAUCAUGAAAAAGAGAAUAAAGUUGACUAACUUCAAGGAUUUUGACACCACUUUCUACAAUAACUUGUUGUCUAUUCCAAUUUUAUUAGUAUGUUCGUUUCUUUUCGAAGACUGGUCCGCUGAGAAUGUUUCAAAAAACUUCCCAGCUGAAAAUAGAACCGCUACUGUCAUGGCCAUGCUUUUUUCGGGUCUCACCUCCGUUGGAAUCUCUUACUGUUCUGCAUGGUGUGUCAGAGUUACGUCUUCAACAACUUAUUCCAUGGUUGGUGCUUUGAACAAGUUGCCUAUUGCCUUGUCUGGUUUGAUUUUCUUUGAAGCUGCAGUCAAUUUCUUCUCAGUUUCAUCUAUUUUCCUUGGAUUUGUUGCCGGUUUAGUAUACGCUGUUGCUAAACAAAAACAAGCUAAGUCAAACACUGCACAACAGUUGCCCAAGUAAUUGGGGGAAUAGCUUUAUCUUUAUCUUCCCUCACUUUUUACGUUGAAAGGCGUUGUUGGACGGUUCUCUACUAUGUGCAACUUCCUUUUAAACAUAUUAACUCUAUAUAUCGUAUACGGUUCCAUCUAUAUAAUUGUAUAACACUAAUAGAUCAAUUUUUUGUG